AUGGAGUUGAUCCAAUCGGCAUCAUUUUACCAGAUUUCAUCUCUAGCCGCAGACCUCAGAACGAAGAUGAUAGUAUCAAAUGUGCGUGUCAUUGAGCACAUGGGGAAGGUUAUCGCAAAGGAAUUGAUUCGUAACGCUUUGGUACUUGACGCACGCACCUGAGCACAGUGGAAUCAGAUCCACUGAAGUUGGGAAAUACCGGUACCCAAUAUAGGAAUUUGCAGUCUAUACUAGAGAGGGGCCUUCUCCCCGCUGGUUCAAGAGGCAUCACGCCGGUAAAAGGUCAUUUUAAACUCGGCGAAAAGGUCUUCGGUGUCCAGAACUGGGCAGCUGCAAUUUUUGUCUCCCCGAGCAUCCUUUACGCAUCACAUUAUUCGCAGAGAGUCUUUUCAGAAGGCCAACUGUGGUGUGUCCUAGUCAAGGCUUACUGUAGGGGAGGAAGUAUGAAAUCGUACGACCCAACCCUUCUUAUAUACAGAAGUAAGGACGAUGAACCAGAAAAACCAGAAUAUCGUGUACUUGUUGAUGAAGAGGACAAAAACGUCAUUUCGCGCGUUGAAUCUGCGCGUAAUGUGGUUGUGCAUUCUGUGAUGUUUGUCCGUGUCAGCUUUCUA
Pocillopora meandrina is the source of this 614-nucleotide messenger RNA. NCBI's taxonomy places the organism in Eukaryota, Metazoa, Cnidaria, Anthozoa, Scleractinia, Pocilloporidae. The record is from the annotation of a GenBank genome assembly.